UUUCCGCAACACAAUGUCCAACAUAUCCUAAUACGACCGAAACCAGUUCACCCCUUAAUCAGAGAGAAUGGAUAACACAUCAACAGACGAAAAGCAUUUAGGGUUUCUUGUCUUCAACAGAAUGAAUCACCAACUCCAAAUUCACCUCAAAAGAUAAAUUAUCCUUGGCGAAAGAAAAGAAGUGAGGGUGAAUUUGAUAAUGUUGUUAAUUUUGCAUCGGCAAUUCACAUUUUGGGUAAGAAAAAAAGGCCUGAUCUAGCUAAGGAACUGCUUGUCGAAAUAGAAUCUGAAGGUUAUGUACCUAGUUGUGCUACUUUGUCAGCUCUGAUGCUGUGUUAUGUAGAUAAUGGACUUGUAUCAUAUGCCAAGGCUGUAUGGGAAGAGAUUAUAAAUAGUUCAUUCGUGCCAAGUAUUGAAGUAAUCUCUGAUUUAAUUGAUGCAUAUGGAAAUUUGGGUUGUUAUGACGAGGUGUUUAGGAUACUGCGUGAUGUGACUCUGAGGAACUUUAAUUCAUCUUCCCAGGUUUACUCGUUGGCUAUCUCUUGCUUUGGUAAACGAGGGCAGCUAGAAAUGAUGGAAACCGUGAUUAAUGAAAUGGUUUUGGAUGGUUUUAGAGUGAAUUCUAUCACGGGAAAUGCCAUCAUUAAAUAUUAUGCGGAGUAUGGUUGUUUGGAGGAGAUGGAAACUGCCUAUGGUAGGCUCAAAAGAUCUAGGAUUCUUUUGGAGAGAGAAGGAAUUAGAGCAAUGGCUUCUGCGUAUAUCAAGGAGAAGAAGUUUUAUAAGUUGGGGGAGUUUUUACGGGAUGUUGGUCUUGGUAGGAGGAACGUAGGAAAUCUUCUGUGGAAUCUCCUUUUGUUGUCUUAUGCUGGUAACUUUAAAAUGAAAAGUUUGCAGAGGGUAUUCUUGAGUAUGUUAGAAGCUGGGUUUUCUCCUGAUCUUACUACAUUUAAUAUACGGGCGAUGGCAUUUUCGAGAAUGUCUUUGUUUUGGGAUCUCCAUUUAAGCCUUGAACAUAUGAAACAUGAAAAAAUUGUCCCGGAUAUUGUGACUUAUGGGUGUGUGGUUGAUGCAUUCUUGGAGAGAAAACUCGCAAGAAACUUGGAUUUUGCUUUAAGCAAAAUGAAUCUUGAUUCUUCUCCAUUUGUUUCAACUGAUCCUUUAGUGUUUGAGGUUUUCAGGAAAGGUGAUUUUCAUUCAAGUUCAGAGAUACUUUUAGAAUCCAAAUGGAAGGAGAAAUAGACUUACAGGAAGCUAGUAGCAAUCUGUCAAGAAAAAGUACCGUAGUAACCAAAUCUUUUGGAAUUAUUGAGAGGUGUUAUGUCGGUUCAUAGUUUUCGAAUCUGGUCCAGUUAUCAUCAGAAAAAUGGUUACAUGAGAAAAUGGCUUUUGAUCAGAAUCUAUAGCUGGGAAAAGCGAACCACU
Papaver somniferum (opium poppy) is the source of this 1422-nucleotide messenger RNA. Its product is annotated as pentatricopeptide repeat-containing protein At3g42630-like. The transcript is spliced from 3 exons. Gene Ontology annotation, molecular function: protein binding. Lineage: Eukaryota; Viridiplantae; Streptophyta; Magnoliopsida; Ranunculales; Papaveraceae. The record is from RefSeq and is a predicted model, not a curated record. The coding region runs from base 328 to 1239 and encodes 303 amino acids.